This is a messenger RNA of Loa loa (African eye worm), 11043 nucleotides long. RefSeq names its product laminin alpha. The coding region runs from base 1 to 11007 and encodes 3668 amino acids. Lineage: Eukaryota; Metazoa; Nematoda; Chromadorea; Rhabditida; Onchocercidae. The record is from RefSeq and is a predicted model, not a curated record. The transcript is spliced from 66 exons. Gene Ontology annotation, biological process: cell adhesion.
AUGUUACACGAGCUUCUGCUUACUGUAGCAGUGAAAAUGGGUUUCAUUUGGGGACAGGUAUUGGUACCACCGUAUACCAAUCUGGCACUUGAUAGGAAGAUUGAAGCGUCCUCAACGUGUGGUGAGCUUAAUGGACAGCCAAUAAAAGAAAUUUUUUGUCAGAUAGCUGGCUCAAGUCAAUAUACUCCUUUAAAUCAAUAUUCGUACAGUACCGGUGAAGAUGGCGUUUCCGUUUUUGCCGAACUUAAAAUGGAAAAGCAAUCUUUUGUUCAGGGUGGGCAAAUGUGCGAUUUUUGUCAAUCUAACAGUUCAUUUGCGCAUCCAGCAACAAAUAUGGUUGAUGGCAGAGCAAGCUGGUGGCAAAGUCCGCCACUAAGCCGUGGGAUGCAGUACAAUCAAGUUAACAUUAGUAUUAAUCUGGGACAGGAAUUUCAUGUGGCUUAUGUAUGGAUUCAAAUGGCAAAUAGUCCUCGACCAGGAUCAUGGGUGCUAGAAAGAUCUGUUGACGGUGGAGAAACUUAUAUGCCUUGGCAGUAUUUUGCCGAAACGCCUGCUGAAUGUGAUCGCUUAUUCGGACGUCAUACACUCCAACCAAUAUUAGAAGAUGAUACUGUUAUAUGUACCCACGAAUUUUCUGGAAUUCAUCCCAUGGAGAAUGCAGAGAUAAUGAUAAAUUUGCUUGAGAACCGACCAGGAAAACACAACUUUAGUCAUUCUGAAGUUCUUCAAAACUUCACUCGUGCAACAAAUGUACGGCUAAGGCUUCUACGUACCAAAACGCUUCAUGGCCAUCUAAUGGAUGUCAACAGACGAGAUCCCACAGUGACACGGCGAUAUUUCUAUGCAAUCAAAGAAAUCUUUAUGGGAGGUCGUUGUGUUUGCAAUGGACAUGCGGAUACUUGUGAUAUUCUUGACGUUCGACGUUCCAAUAUACUCCUUUGCAGAUGUGAACAUAAUACCUGUGGAGAUCAUUGUGAAUACUGCUGCCCAGGAUUUGAACAGAAAAUGUGGCAACGAAGCAAGGAAGGCGCUGAAUUUGUGUGUGAACCGUGUAACUGUUACGGGCAUAGCGAGGAAUGCGUUUACGAAAAAGAACUUGACAGAAUGCAUUCAAGCAUAGAUAUUCAUGGAAGCUACGAUGGAGGCGGUCGUUGUCUAAACUGCAGAGACAAUACAGAAGGCAUAAACUGUAACAAAUGCGUCUUUGGAUACUAUCGGCCACGAACGAAAUGGUGGAAUGAAACAGAUGUAUGUCAACCUUGUGUAUGCGAUCCCACAAAACAUACAGGAGAUUGUGAGGAUGAAACAGCUCGUUGUUUCUGUAAGCCUCAGUUCACCGGGAUGAAUUGUGAUAGAUGCGCACCUGGUCACUACUCGCCUCCAAAAUGUAAACCUUGCGAUUGCUCUGUAAAUGGCACUUUGGAUGGUAGUUGCUUGCCUAUUAAUGGACGUUGCCCAUGUAAAAGUAAUUACGGAGGAGAGCUUUGCCAGGAAUGUGCACCAGGUUAUACAAACCUCACAGCCGGGUGUAUCUCUUGCAAUUGCAAUGAACUCGGAUCACUGCAUAAUAGUUGUAAUGAAAGCACAGCACAGUGUAUAUGCAAAACCAAUUUUGCUGGACUUACGUGCGAUAAUUGCGCUGAUGGAUACUUCGGCCAUGCUUUGUGUGAAUAUUGCAAUUGUGAUACAAUCGGUACGGAGGACGGUAUUUGUGACAAAGAGACUGGUGCUUGCCUGUGUAAGCCUGGAUUCUCUGGUUCUCGAUGCGAUGAGUGUAGCUUAAAUUUUUAUGGGUAUCCAUACUGCAAAGAAUGUGGAUGCAACGCACCUGGCUCGAAGUUAGCAGAGUGUGAUCGGAAAAAUGGUGAUUGUUCAUGUUAUGCAAAUUUCACCAGUAGAAAAUGUGAUCGUUGUGCUGCUGGAUUUUAUGAUUUCCCGAAUUGCAAGCCAUGUUCGUGUCUGACCAUUGGCUCCAAAGGAAUGACUUGCGAUAACAACGGACAGUGUUAUUGUAAACCGAAUUUCCAAGGUGAAAGAUGUGAUCAAUGCAAAACGAAUUUCUACAAUUUUCCGAUCUGCGAAGAAUGUAAUUGUAAUCCAAAGGGGGUAGUGGCGGGUUUUGCUGGUUGCGAUAAGGUUGAACCGGGUGAAUUAUGUACCUGCAAAACGCAUGUUGCGGGUCGUAUAUGUGAUCAGUGCAAACCGACCUACUGGGAUUUGCAAUAUUAUCAUGAAGAUGGGUGUGUACGAUGUGAUUGCAAUUUGGCUGGUACACUUUCGGGACUAAAUGAAUGCAGUAUCGAGGGAGGACAGUGCAACUGUAAAAGACAUGUCGUUGGUCGUCGAUGCGAUAAAUGUGCUGAUGGAUUUUUUCAACUAAAAGUGCAUAAUCAGUUUGGAUGUCAAGCUUGCAAUUGCGACGUUGGUGGUGCAUUGGGAGCUGGCUGCGAUAUGCAAACAGGGCAAUGUCGUUGCAGACCUCGGAUCACUGGUCAGAAGUGUGACAGACCGAUCGAAAAUCAUUACUUCCCAACACUGUGGCACAACAAAUACGAAGCGGAAGACGGCAUAUCGAUGGAACAAAAUUCCGUGCGUUUUGCCACCGAUAAAAACAAAUUUCCAAAUUAUUCAUGGAGGGGAUAUACGGUAUUCUCACCGAUCCAAGAAGACGUUCUGUUGGAUAUAGUAGUUAGCAAAGCCAGUCUUUAUCGUGUUCUUUUCCACUACGUUAAUCCAACCGAUGUUCAAAUUGAUACCAGUGUUGCGGUUAUGCCUCUUUUCACGCAUACUCAAGAUAUGGAGCAAAGAACCAGGCUGAACCUUUCACCAACAUCUGAACCAACAACCGUAGCUGUCAAUCCCAAACAACCAUUCAUCUUAAAUCCUGGAAAAUGGCGCAUCAAGAUUUCAACCAAACAACGACUUUUUCUGGAUUACAUCGUACUGCUGCCCUCAGAAUAUUACGAAGGGACGGUCUUGAAGGAGCGGAUUUUUGAACCAUGUCAAGUACUUGAUUCUCAGAACACAACAUGCUUUGACUUGUUGUAUCCACCCCUUCAAAUUGCAUCACAAGCAGACACUAUUGAAGAUGGAUUUAUGAUAGAAGAACAAAAUGACAGUAACACAAUACAAAUUGAUGAGAUUCCGAUAGAGAACUUGUCUGCCAUUUUCGGUGAAACAGCAUUUGUGCGGGCUAACAGCAAAGGUCGUAAAAUUCGCAUGUCCUUAAAGGUACCAGAAAAUGAUUAUUAUAUUUUCUUACUGGAAUACUACAACGCGAACCCAAAAACAAUUCCGCUAACUUUGGAAGUGAGGCAAUACGGUCAGCUUCUAAUGAGGGAGAGCAUUAUCCUUAAACACUGCCCAUAUUCGACAUUUUGUCGUGAUAUCGCAUCAUCUGAUGCUGGUGUUGCAUUGAUGCAUUUGAAAGAUGGAGAAGAUGUAGCUGUUGCAUUAAUUGCUGAACCAAAAUAUGAAUUUAGUUUAGCCGCAGCUAAUCUUAUUAGAAUGGGAGAUUGGGAUGUCAGCUAUCUUCGACAAGUCCCUGUAUGUAUUCGUAAAAAUGGACAUUGUAUGAGUCAGUGGUUUCCUCCUGUAGCAAACGGUAUUCUGAACGAAGCUGAGUCACAGAUGAAUGCGAAUAAUUCAAUCAGCGGUGAAAAGUUGCCGUUUAUCGUUGCCAACCCGAAAGAAGUUCAAGUUAUAGCCCUCGAUGAAAACAUGGGUACAGUAGAAAUAUCUGGAGUAGUACCAUCUCAUGACCAUUAUGUUUUCAUUGUACAGUACUUCAAUCCGGACAAUACAUUGCUAACUGUAGACGCUACGGUCCAGAAUGGUCACCUUCAUCACGCAGAGAUACUAUUUUCUUACUGCCCAACUGUUAUUGGUUGUCGGGCAGUAAUUCGAGACAAAGAACGGAAAGAUGUGAUACAGUUUUUCAUUGAUGAUAAGUAUACUGCGUCAUUCUAUUUUAAUGAAAGCCAAAAAGGACCGUUGUACAUUGACUCGAUAACAUCCCUGCCAUUCCAUUCAUAUAGCGACACAUUAUUGACCCCAUUGCCUAUCGAUGUCUCUAUUCAGUAUAUACAGGAAUGCAGUUUGAAUAAUUUCAGAAAUGAUCCGUCAAAUGUAAGUGAAUACUGUCGUCAGAAAGUGUUCUCCCUAACUUCCGAGUACAAUAUGGCAGCACUUCCAUGUGAAUGUAGUUCUCAAGGCAGUACAAGUUUCAUGUGCGAAAAAUAUGGUGGCGAAUGUUCUUGCCGCCCUAACAUAAUAGGACGUCGAUGUGAUCGUUGCGCACCUGGCUAUUACAGUUUCCCAGAUUGCAUUAAAUGUAAAUGUCCAGACAAUCACUUAUGCGAUGAGAAUACCGGUCAAUGUUUCUGUCCAUCACAUGUAGAAGGGAAGCACUGUGACAGUUGCGUACCCUACGCCUUCGGUUAUGAUCCUUUAAUUGGUUGCCAGCUGUGUGGCUGUCAGCAAAAUGGUUCAGAAGCACGGCAACUUCAGUGUGAUCCAGACAAUGGACAGUGCUUGUGCAAAGCCAAUGUUGGUGGUAGGAAAUGUGACAAAUGUUUACCAGGUUUCUAUGGCUUUCCACACUGUUACGAAUGCGCAUGCGAAAUAAAAGGUACCACCGAAGAAAUUUGUGAAUCAACUAAUGCCGCUUGUAAAUGCAAGAAAAAUGUAAUUGGUGAAAAUUGCGAUAUUUGUCGUCCUGGUACUUUCGACUUACGUGCAUCGAACUCUGAUGGCUGUGCGGAAUGUUUCUGUUUUGGUGCCACCGAUCGCUGCCGAUCUUCAUUUCUUCCCGUUUCUUUUGUGAAUUUCGAUGAGGAAGCAUGGAAAGUGCAUCCGAAUGAAUCUGUACUACAUUCGCAUGGUAAGGUAGUAUAUGAAGCGAAAAUUGAUGGUAAAGACGAUGUUUAUUUUUUGGCUCCAAUAGGAUCAGACCACGACUUCACUACUUCUUAUGGCUUACAACUGUCUUUCGUGAUAUUAUCCAAUCCGCGAGAUGGUGAAACCAAAAUGAGUUCUGCACCUGAUGUUCAGUUGGUUGGGAAUAAUACAGUACUGGAUUUUUGGGCUCGAGAACAGCCAGCUAAUCCACGAAUACCAUUCAGCGUUGAAAUCAAACUUUUGCCUGAAAAUUUCAUGGAAUCGACAGGGGAACCAACGACUCGUGACACUCUGAUGAUGGUGUUACACGACUUAGGUGAACUUAGGAUUAAGGCUUGUUAUUAUACGAAUUGCGAACUGGCGGCAGUUAGUGAAUUACAACUCGAAAUAGCUAAGGAUGAUCAAGCCACUGGUGAUAGUUACACAGCUUCUUCUGUCGAAAUAUGCCAGUGCCCACCACCUUAUACUGGACUUUCUUGUCAGCAAUGUUCUCCUGGUUAUUACCGCGUCAAUAGCGGUCGAUAUCUUGGUUCCUGUGUCCCUUGCAAUUGUAAUGGUCAUUCUGGCAGCUGCGAUUCGACUACUGGAAUUUGUUUCGAUUGUGAGCAUGACACUUUUGGCGAUCAUUGCGAAUUUUGUAGGGUAGGAUUCUAUGGUGAUGCCAUCAAAGGAGGGCCUUAUUCAUGUUUGCCAUGUCCUUGUCCAUAUGCUACUGAUACGAAUAACUUUGCAACAAGUUGUCAGGUCAGUGAAACGGGACUAUUAGAGUCAUGCUUCUGUAAGAAAGGAUAUACCUCUGAUCACUGUGAGCGAUGCGAUGUUGGAUAUCAUGGUCAGCCUACUGCAGUCGAUGGUUCUUGUCAUAAAUGUGACUGCAAUAACAAUAACGAUCUUAGUGUGGACGGUUCUUGUCAUCCUAUAACCGGUGAUUGCUAUCUUUGUUUAAAUAAUACCGAUGGUGCACACUGCGAACAUUGCAAACCGUGGUUUUAUGGUGAUGCUGUGGAAGCUAAAAAUUGUACAGACUGUGCAUGUAAUCAAUGCGGCAGUUCAUUAUGUGACAACAGAUCUGGAAGAUGUGAGUGCUUAGCGAAUGUAGAAGGAGAAAAGUGUGAUCGCUGUGUGAUGAACGCAUGGGGUUUCAUGCGAUGCCACGGAUGCGAAAUGUGCAACUGUGCCUUGGCAUCAUCAAGCCCUCAAUGUGAUGCUGAGACUGGACAAUGUUCCUGUAUGCCUGGAGCUGCUGGACAAAUGUGCGAAAUUUGUGAGUACGGCUACUGGAAUUAUGGACCUACCGGAUGCUCGAAAUGUGAUUGUGAAGCAGAUUUAUCGAUGGGAACAGUGUGUGACGUUAACACAGGGCAAUGCCAUUGUCAGGAAGGUGCUACCGGACCUCGGUGCGAUCAGUGCGCCUCACAGUACCUGCGAAUACCAAAUUUUGGAUGCCGAUUGUGCGAUGAAUGUGUUCACUCAGUGAUGUAUGAUCUGGACAGAUUAAUCGAUACUGUUGAUUUUGUUAACGGAACAAUCAACAGUAUUUCAACGACUGCUCUUACGGGUUCUCGUCUUAAACGUAUUCGUAAGAAAAUCGACGAUUUGAAGUCGGUAAUUUUAAAUCACAUGAACUCAAGUGAUGUGGGUGUUGAAAGUUUAUCUAGCGAUGUAUUUGGUGCAAUUUCUGAUGUUGUUGGUGUAGUUGUUCGUGCAAAUCGAACUUUGGAUACACUUAGUGCCACGGAUAAUGCUAUGAAUGGUAUCAUCAACAGAGCUAAUAUCUUUCCAUCGGAUGUAUUUGAUCGUGUUGAAAUGGCAGCAUCAAUUGUUGAUUCCUUAAAAAAUCUUGCCUUCUCACUUGGCAAAGAUUCCAAUGCUGUAGAUCGUCAGGAAUGGUUGAUAGUUUCAACCUCGCUUUUAGAAAAAAUCCGUGAUGCUACGAACGAUAAAGAGACGAGGGAACGAGUGCAAGAUGCAGAAGAUGAAAUACGAAAAUUGUUGAAACGUAUGAAAGAGCUAAAAGAUAAAGGAAAUGUGAUACAUGCAAAGUACUUUAAUGUGAAGGAUCAAGUGGACACGCUAAUAAAUAACAUUACAGAGUAUCGUUCCUUUCUUUAUCAAGUGGCCAGUUCGGUUGAACAUAGCCUUCAACGAGUGAAUUACUCAAACAUACGUCGUAUGGAUUCGAUACAAGCUGGAGUAAAAGCAGGCGAAGCGAAGAUCAAAGAAACUCAUGCAUUUAUCAAAGAUCUAAAAGCAACCUCCGAAACCUUCAUAAAAUCAUUAAGUAAUUUGAACAAAACGCUUCGCGAAGUAAUGAGCAAAGUUCAAGAUGUGUUCGGUCAGCUGAAUAUUAUGAAUGGCAGAUAUCGUCAUGGGCGGAUACGUAGCAUUAAUAAGAAUGAAUACAGGAACAAGUCGAAAGAACUGGAAACUGAGGCAUUAUUUUUAUCAUCUUUGUUUGGUAGAACGCGGACCGAAGCAAAGAAUGCGAUAGUAGCUGCUAAUGGAUACAAAGAAUUGAUGGAACAUUUGAAAAAAGCACGAAAUAUGACAAAUCAAGCAUCCUUAAAUGCAGAACAAGCUAAAAGAUUCCAUGAAGAAGGAGCGGCAGCAUCAGCGAAAACACUUCGUGAGCAAUCGGCUGAUUUGCUACGUUCUGCCGUUGAUCUAAAACUGUCAAGUAUAAACAAUGUAGAUAGCUUGAAAGUCGUUUUCUUCGAAAAAGCGUCAAAAUUACAAUUCCUUAUCGAGAACCAGAAAAGAAUCCUAGAAAGCCUUCGUCCUAAAUUCGAUGACAGAGAAGUGAAUGCAAAAUUAGAACAUUCUCUAAGUACUUCGGAAGAGGCAAGAACAAGAACUGACGGUGCCAUUUUCUUAUUUGAUCGGUUCAAGCCCGAUUUGGAAGAAAUGAUUAGUCGUAGCGAGAAGCUCGUUGGAUCAGUUUCAGUCUCUGCUAAUGAUGUUGAUACUGCUAGAGAGCAGAUUUCGAAGCUGGUAAACGAAAGUUCACCGAUCAUGGCAAAGCUAAAAGUGCAGCAGAACGCAGCUUCAAAUACUUCAGCAACAAUAGAACAUUGCCGUGAAAAGCUAAAUUUGUUAAAAGAAAAGAUCGCUCUCGCACGAGACUUGGCCAACAGGAUCAAGUUGGGUGCGCAUUUCGAAAAAGGAAGCAUUUUAGAGUUGCCAUUACCUCCGCGAAUAACGCGUUCUGCAGCAUACACUAACAUCGAAUUUUUCUUCAGAACGACGAACAUUAGUGGUUUAUUAUUAUUCUUUGGUAAUGAAGUUGGCGUUUCUGGAACACGUGCUGUGCCAACCGAUGAUUACAUUGCUGUUGAAAUAGAAAAAGGUCAUUUGCGAAUAAUUGUUAAUCUUGGUGAAGCACCCACACAACUGGUUUCGGAUUCCUUUGUCGCUGACGGCAAUUGGCGAAAAGUUGCUGUAGAUCGUGUUGGCAAGACAAUUAAACUACGAGUAUCAUCAGCAAAUUCCGCAAAUUACGAGGAAGAAAAAACGAAAACCAUAGACGGCUUCAAAUCGAUUCUCAAUCUUCAUCAAAAGAAAAGCCGCUUAUUUAUUGGCGGUAUUGUUCCCGGUGUGAAUAUUUCACCGGAUGUACACACUCGCGAAUUCACUGGUGAUGUCGAAGAUUUGCGUAUUCACGGUGAAACAGUCGGUCUGUGGAAUGCCAAAAAAGGAGGUAAUUACAAUGUACUGGGUGCGAUGAAAAAAAUUUUUGCCACUUCGUUGACCGAUGAAAUUGCAUUGAGCUUUAAUGGAAAUGGAUACGCCGUUCACAAACUGGGUAUUUGGAAUCCACGGAAGCAAACAGUUUUCUCUUUGAUCUUUCAGACACAUUCUCCCGACGGACUAUUCUUAUACCUUGGAAAAGAACGUGAUUUUCUAUCUCUUGAACUACAAGAUGGUAGAGUGAAGCUCUCAUUUGAUUUUGGUUCGGGUGUUGGAAAACUGACAACUACGGAUAAUAAUUACAACGAUGGCAAGCCUCAUUCUGUGUACGUGCACCGAUUAGAACGUCAUGCUCGUAUGCGGGUAGAUGAUGAUGAUGUUUCGGAAGGUGAUUCACCUGGUACAAUGUUCGAACUCAGCAUAUCUGAUGUUCUGUAUUUGGGCGGUGUGCCGUCCGAUGUUUCGACACGCACAGCGGUUGUGCCGAUGAAUGGAUGUAUAAAACAUGUGAAGCUGGACAAUCGCUUAAUGGAUCUGAGUAAAUCAAAAACGGCGAAAGGAGUGCAGCUGGGAUGCAACGCUCGAAAUGUACACGUUAUUUCAAUGGUAUCGGAACAUUCCAUCGCUUCUUUCAGCAGUUUCAGUACUAAAAAAGAUCGUCUUGAAUUGACAUUCCGAUUUAAAACAAAACGACCGUCUGGUAUUCUCGCAUCUGUUAUUUCCGACGAACAGGAAGUGCUCUUCCAAGUGCGUUACCAGAAUGGAUUUAUUUUGGCUGAGUACGGGUCUGACAACAAGGAUGUUGCUCAAAUCGAAUUCAGAUCAGUCGCUGAUGGGCAAUGGCAUUACUUCGCAGCUAUAGUGAAGCCGGAAAGUAUACGGCUGGAUUUGGAUGAUCUUUAUUCAAGUGAGAUUCGGAGGACUGUUGCUGAUAAUGAGGUAAUCGGUGUACCGAUCAUUGUGCAGUUUGGUCAGUUAUUGGAUUCCAAUUUACAUUUCGAAGGAUGCAUUGGUGAUGCAACAUAUAAUGGUCAAUUACUCGAUUUUACUGAGGCAUCAACUAAAGGGGUAAGUCUAACGGGCUGUUCUUUUCCGGAAGACAUCUCGAUAACAGAUAUACCUUUUGGACAAACAACAACGAAUGAACCUAUGAAUAUUGCCAUACCUGGAAUAAACAGCAUGCAACUAUUUGUGACAAAAACCGAUAAAGAAUUCACUGCAGACAGUAGAAUAUCAUCCGGAACAUCAUCCCUCUCAAGACUAAGAGGAAUUGCUCGCAAGUCAGAUGAAUGUGCAUUUUUGAGACAGUCCCAUGGCGAUAGGCCAGAUUCCAGUGGUACUCGAUUUGGUUUAUCUCCUUCAUCACGUCUUGAAUUCGAUAAGCCACCUGCUUCGUUUGAUAAAAACAGCCUUUUCUCGAUACAAUUACGAGCUACGGCGUCAAAUGGAAUAAUUAUGUUCGCGACGAAUAACAGACAUACUGAUUACAUAGCCUUAUAUCUCGUCAACGGCAUCGUUCAUUUUGCUUACAAUUCCGGAUCAGGACAAGCUGUUCUAAAAUCAAGUCGAAGUGUGAUGGAUGAUGAAUGGCACAGUAUAAGAGCGGAACGCGAAGGCCUUGCGGGAACAUUAUAUAUUGACAACGUAAUGGAAUCAAAUGGACAGUCUCCUUCUGGAACUAAUGCAGUUGAUACUCAACCACCAAUCUAUAUUGGAGGACUUCCAUCAGAUCUUGUGCCUUUUGCAUCCAGAAUAUUACCAGGUGCUAAAUCGGUUUUUGGUGGAUGUCUCAGAGAUUUCAAGCUUAACGAAAUGAAGUUUGAUGUGCCUCCAGCAGAGAUUGGUACAGUGCCAUGCAGUCAAUACACUGAAGAAGGAUUAUAUUUUGGAGAGAAUGGUGGCUACGCUAUAUUAAACAAAAAUCUGAAGGUUGGGUCAUCGUUCAAUAUUGAGUUAGAAGUGCGACCGCGAACAAAAACUGCCGUUUUGUUAUCAGUUGGUAUUCUGGAAUAUUUAACACUUCAGUUAUUCAAUGGCACAGUUAAAUUCACUGUGGAUAAUGGUGCGGGUCCGGAAACGGUAUCACACAUACCGAGCAUGACCAAUGCUCUAUGCGAUGGGCACUGGCAUCACAUUAAGCUUUAUAAAACGAAGAAUCUGAUGACUUUGACUGUCGAUGGCAGAAGCAGUUUAAACAUAAUGAAGAAAGGUAAAAAGACAGACACGAAUACGAAGGAUCCACUAUAUUUGGGUGGUGUUCCCAAAGGCAUUAGAUCGAGUGGUCUGGAAACAACAGAAGGAUUUCUUGGCUGUGUUCGUGUUUUGAAUAUGGGAAAAAAACCGCGGAAGCGAAAAAACGUUGACUUGUCACAAGUGUCUCUAUUUGGUGAUAUUACAAAGAAUUCUUGUCCUGUCAAUUGAAACCAGGUCAAUAAUGCUUUAAAUGCUUAACUUUUC